Molecule: messenger RNA, 2690 nt
Organism: Linum trigynum
Lineage: Eukaryota; Viridiplantae; Streptophyta; Magnoliopsida; Malpighiales; Linaceae
Source: the annotation of a GenBank genome assembly
GUCUUUUAAGAAUGUGUACAAAAGCAUAUAUGAACAAGGAAGUUAGUCUAAGGUGACGAAUAUCGAACUAAUGCGCGAAGUUUCUGGUCUCAACAGAUGACAGGCUGUAUCAGAACUAAAAUUUUUUUAUCUCGACCAAUACAUUUAGUACGUUGCACCGAGACCUCUAGUGAUAUAAGAUGAUUAAAUUAAUCGGCCUCGAAAAUAAAAAUUUACUAUUUUUGUUAAAUUAAUCUUUGAAUGCGGCCCAACUUUGCUAACUUCCAAGAUUAGAGUUAAAAACUAAUUUAUUAAGCGGCUACUAGCAAUAUUACCAAGGAUGGGUAUAUAGUCUAGACGUCUCAAUUUUAUGGUAAACGGAAGACCAAUGUUAUAUCAACCGAAUAUUAUUACAUAAUAAUGAAUCUAGUGGCGGUUGUUUUGUUUAAUGAAAUCCUUUGACCCCAAAUAUUAGUAAUUACAGCAUAUUAAGACCAAUAUUAGUAAUUACAGCAUAUUAAGACCAAUGUUAUAACAAAAGAAUAAUUUCUUUAUCAAAUUAAUUUUCUGAAAUGGAGGACAAGAUCCUCGUAAAUUUAUAUUGCCAAAGUUAACUUAAAAUGUAAUAAAUAGUGAUUAGAGUGGUUAAUUACUUUAUACGAUGUUAACUCUAUAAAAUUAACAACCAUCGGAAUUUGGUGAUUGGAAUUUGGAACACCAUCGGCGCAUUUAAAAAAGUGGGGGGAAAAAAAAAACAAAAAUUAGGAAGCAAGCAAAAUGAGUAUUAGAGAAAAUUGCCAAAAAAAGGGCAAAUCGAAUUACAGGAAAAUCAAAUCAAAUCAAAUUAAUCUUUCUCCCCCUGUUAAACAAACAUCUCCCGAGAACCCAAAAACAUCGGAUCGUCAUUUCCCCAAAAUCACGAGUCCCCGUCGUCGUCGUCGUUCUCCGCCAUCUCUCUUCCUUCUCCUCCUGCCACCAAACAGGAGGUAAAAACAACAACACCACAACAAAAUCUCCAAAUCCUCUCCACACCCCGUUUGCCUCGCCGACCAGCAGCUCGCCUUCUCUCCAUGGCAAAUGCCUCCUCCCGUUUCAUCAUCGCAGUCCAUUAAUAAAUGGGUGACCGAACGCCGCCGCGGACCAGCAACGCCUCCUCCAAUUCCCAAACUCCGACCCCACCGCCGCCUCCCCUACCGGCCGUCGCCGCCGUCUCCCUCCUACAGCCGGCCGGCAAGAACAAGAAAUCCAAGCCCAAGGUCGUCCGCGUCUUCCGAUCCGUGUUCCGCUCCUUCCCAAUAAUCGGCGCCCCGGCCUGCCGGAUGCCGAUCCUCCUCUCGAGCGGGUUCUCCUCCGACGGGCCGAAUCGGGGCGGGGUGUCGGGCACCCGGGUCACGGGCACCCUGUUCGGGUACAGAAAGGGCCGGGUCAGCCUGUCGAUCCAGGAAACCCCCAAAUGCCUCCCUUCCGCCGUCGUCGAGCUCGCGAUGCAGACGAGCGUCCUGCAGAAGGAGCUUGGGUCGGGCAUGCUCCGGAUCGCGCUCGAGUGCGAGAAGCGGGCCGACAACAACGGCGACGGGAACAGUGGUGGUAAUAACAACAACAGCAGCGGGGGUUCUAAUAGCAGCAGUAAGACGAAAUUGCUGGACGAGCCGCUGUGGACGAUGUACUGCAACGGGAAGAAGACGGGUUACGGCGUGAAGAGGGAGGCGACGGCGGAGGAUUUGCAGGUGAUGGAGCUGUUGAAGCCGGUUUCCAUGGGGGCUGGGGUUUUGCCCGGGAAUGCGGAGACGGAAGGGGUGGAAGGCGAGCUGGCGUAUAUGCGGGCCUUUUUCGAGCGGGUGGUUGGGUCCAAGGAUUCAGAGACGUUCUAUAUGUUGAGCCCAGAAGGGAAUAAUGGGCCGGAACUCACCGUCUUCUUUGUCCGCGUGUAAAAAUAUAGAGAAGAGAAAAAAAAAAAAAAAAAACACUACCUUGACAAUGGUGGUUGCUGAUCUCCUCGUUCUCUUAAUUAUUAUGAAACUGAAAUUUUGACUCAUGUUCAUCAUAAUAAUAGGGUCUUAUGCUCUUAUAUUUUGCCUCCGGCUGUUUGAUGCUUUGUAUGAUGACCAUCUAUAACGAAUGUUUAAUGAAAGGUCGAACUUUAAAAAUGAACAUGUAAGAUCACGACGACCACAAUUUUUUUGUUGUUGUUACCCAAUCUGUUAUAAAGUGGGGGAUGUGAAGAGGAGACGGAGGAGGUGUUUUUUGGACUGAGGUUACAUUUAGGUGAUUUCUCAGUUCGUCGGCAGCUAGAGAAACGACAAACUGUUUCUAGAUCGUCCACUGGAGUUGGAGUUAUAUUAGAGCUAGUAGAUUUGUUAUUGUUAUUUUCUCCCUUCAUGGGAUCUUUUGUAGUUGUUGUUGGGAGGGGGCUUCAACUUGAUUAAAAUCUUUGAUAGGGAGGGUGAGUAUAUGGUGUUCACCAUCUACAUGAUAGUUUGUUCCAUGACAUCUUGCUCAAUAAUAUAAGUAUAUGGAAAUUGUUUACAUCGACCUCGGAAGAUACAUGGCAAAUUGGCAAUGGCCAAUGAGGCACGAAUGAUGUUCUUGAAUAUGCAUGUAAGAAUAUUUUCAUGAUUAAUGGUACAUCAAUCAAUAAUGUGUCACAAAUGCAUUAAUUAGUCAUCACAUAACUCCGACUUGUUUUUCCUGUAUAAAUGUGGUAACAAAUA